Wasmannia auropunctata (little fire ant) is the source of this 1660-nucleotide messenger RNA. RefSeq names its product SUZ domain-containing protein 1. Lineage: Eukaryota; Metazoa; Arthropoda; Insecta; Hymenoptera; Formicidae. The transcript has 4 exons. The coding region runs from base 113 to 592 and encodes 159 amino acids. The record is from RefSeq and is a predicted model, not a curated record.
GGGCGUACCGUUCUCCCCCAGUCCUCGCCGCGCGCCCACCAACCGCUCGCCCGUUCGCACGCUGCACGCGAGUCACGGGGAUUUCUGCGGGAAUUCGCCACGCCACCGGGCCAUGGACGACGUUCUCGAGAGCUGGGAGCAGAUAGAGGAGUCCGGCGCGCUCGACAAAAGACUGGAGGCCUUACGGUUGAACACAGAGGACGAGAUAGAAUCUACCAGAACCAGCCACGACGCAAACACAAGGAUGAUCAUAUUAGGGGAGGAUGGCCUUCGAUCUCAGUAUGUACCUCCAAAGCCUAUGGUGAAGAUAUUGAAGCGACCCACCGCAGACUCGCGGGGCAGCGGCGACGGCCCACUGAAUGACGACAAACCUAAGCAACCUAUCAAAUCACUAAAACAGCGAGAGCAAGAAUACGCGGAGGCGCGCAGGCGGAUCCUAGGGGAGGAGAAGAGCCCAGAGGAGAAGACGGCGCAGGAGAUCAACAGAAUUCAGGCGAAGUCGAGCACGCCGAACGGCAACAAUAUUCCCAGCAACGUCGUGCGCAUGCCCGCCGGCCCGGACGGUACCCGGGGCUUCAACGUACGCAGGUAGCGCGUCUUCCGAACGACUCUUUCCACCCAUCUUCUUCCUCUCCUUCCUACUCGCUGCCACGGGGAAGGAGAACGGCUAUGAGGCCGACGAUGAACACGUGAAUAGCUUCGCGCUCGCCCGAACCAAGAGCGAAACUUGAGAUAUUCUCGGAGCGCUGCGUCCUGCGAAAAUUGCCAUGCGUAGACUCAGCCCAGCAACAAGGAUCGAGAACCGAACUUAGACAUGCGAUCCGAGCGGAAACGAAAUGCCAAUGUCAUGCCGCAUUCUGUAGGUGCUCUCUUACGUGACAGAAAAAGAGGAAAAACAACGGAGAAAUAAUUAUAUUUAUGUUUAUAUGGGGUGUUAGGUACACAGAGUGAUUACAAACAGCGUCCAGUAAUUGUGUAGCGUUAUUUCUUAUAAAAGAAACUUAAUCGAAAGGUUCCGAACCAUUUUCUUUCUAUAUAUUUAGCUCUAUCUCUCGUCGAAAUUUUCUCUAGGGAGAUGCUUCCGACGAAAGGAAUAUGAUUGUUAAUGUAACUUCGCACUGCCGCUAGCGUGCAAUAUUCUUACAUGUAAUAAUGCGAAAAAUUUUGUAUUAAAAAUCACGUUUCUUUCAUCAGAAACACCUCCCUAGAAAAAAAUUUCAGAAUAGAAAUGGAGCUAUUUGUAGAAAAACUUAGAAAAAUAGUUUCUGGACUUUCCGACUGAGUUUUGUAUGAGAAAUAACGUUAUAUAAUUAGUGGACGCUUUUCGAAAUACACUCUGCAUAUACAUUACAUAUAGAUAUGCUCGUAAAUAUAAUUAUUUGUUUUCUGCAUAAAAUAUGUAAAGCGGAAUUGCGAUUUAAAUAAUGCAAUAGGACGAAGGCGUGGAUUUGUUACGAAGAAAGAUACGAGAAUUGCUUCAGUUUGUAUACUUGUAUAAUAACUGAAAAUAUCUAAUGGAUUGUGUAAUAAGUAUCUUUGUACUGUGUAAUAAAAUAAUUUCCUGUAUAUAUACACGUAUGUUAUACACAUGUACAAGCGACAACUGUAUGCGAUAUGUGAAACGUUUUGUUAUUAAAUGAAAGAUACUUUUAAACAUAAA